GUGCGAUCGGCCGAGUUGGGCGCCAGAGCUUAGCGCGGUCGGUUCGGUCGGUACUCGAGGUCAAGAGUUGUUCGAGGGAAAAAACCAGCAAAGUACACCUGAUUAUUAAGGAAUAAAGGACAAUGGCACUGUUUAGAUUGAGCGCUGCACGUUGCCUGGAGGUGCAAAAACUGAGCGCCCCAGUAAUUCUCCGUCAGUUGUCGUCCGAAUCAACUGACCUGAAGAAGAUCCUCACGGAAAAAAUACCGCAGGAGCAGGAGCGGAUCAAGGCCUUCAGGAAGAGCCAUGGCUCGACCAAAGUCGGCGAAGUCACCGUUGACAUGAUGUACGGUGGCAUGCGAGGGAUAAAGGGUCUCGUGUGGGAGCCCUCAGUCCUCGACGCCGACGAGGGUAUCAGAUUCCGUGGCAAAUCGAUUCCCGAGUGUCAGAAGCUCCUGCCAAAAGCACCAGGUGGUGCUGAGCCCCUGCCCGAGGGUCUCUUCUGGCUCUUGAUCACUGGUGACGUACCCACCGAUGCUCAGGUCAAAGCCAUCUCCAAGGAGUGGGCAGCCAGAAGCUCACUACCCGCUCACGUUACCAAAGCGCUCAACGAUUUCCCAAAGCAUCUCCAUCCAAUGUCCCAGUUCUCAGCUGCCAUCACAAUUCUCAACAGUGAGAGUGAAUUCGUUAAGGCUUACAGCAGUGGUACCCACAAGAGCAAGUACUGGGAGUCCAUUUACGAGGAUUCCAUGAAUCUUAUUGCCAAACUGCCAGUCAUCGCUGCCACUAUCUACCGUAAUACUUAUAAGAAUGGAAAGGGGCUGGGGUCGGUUGACAGUGGAAAGGACUGGUCGUGGAAUUUCGCUAAUAUGCUGGGAUAUGACAAUCCUGAGUUCAUUGAACUCAUGAGACUGUACCUGACCAUUCACUCUGAUCACGAGGGAGGCAAUGUUUCGGCUCACACUGUUCACUUGGUUGGAUCUGCUCUUUCGGAUCCCUAUCUGUCCUUCGCUGCUGGUAUGAAUGGCCUUGCUGGACCCCUUCAUGGUCUGGCCAAUCAGGAGGUACUCGUUUGGCUGGAGAAACUCAGGUCGCAGGUGGGAGAUGCACCCAGUGACGAGAAGCUCAAGGAGUUCAUCUGGAAUACUCUCAAGAGUGGACAGGUUGUUCCUGGGUAUGGGCAUGCCGUUCUCAGGAAAACCGACCCUAGGUACACCUGCCAGAGGGAGUUCGCUAUGAAGCAUUUGCCUAAUGAUCCACUAUUCAAGCUGGUGUCCCAAGUCUACAAAAUCGUUCCUCCAAUUCUCCUUGAAACCGGUAAAGUAAAGAACCCAUGGCCCAACGUAGACGCCCACUCUGGUGUUCUCCUCCAGUACUACGGAAUGAAGGAGAUGAACUACUACACUGUCCUCUUCGGAGUCUCCCGAGCACUGGGUGUCCUCGCAUCACUCGUGUGGGACCGUGCUCUUGGUCUACCAAUUGAACGCCCCAAAUCCCUCAGCACUGAUCUCCUCAUGAAGGCCGCCAAGGCAGCCUAAAUGAUUAAUCAUCAUGUUUACUUAAUUAUUACGUUCGUAUCAAACAUCCAACAUCAGCAGUGCGAAUCGAUCAAUGAAUUGUCGAGUAGAAUUCUAAUUUAUUUCUCGUAAGUUGUCAUUUUCCCUUUCUUCAGCGUUCAUUUCAGCACCUCACUGUCAGUUUUCGGUGGAUAUCUCUUUUGCUACGUAUUUAGCUCCAGAUAUAUUCCACGAUUACUGAGAUUUAUCUCCUUGUGACUAUUACUAAAAUUUAUGAGCGAAAAAAAAACCCAUCGAAACGACAAUUCAUCCUGCAAUGUCAUCCGCAUUUAAUUGACGAGAUUCGCAUUUUCAUGUUGUUUCAACUCAUUAAAAUCGUGAUGACGGUUCUAGGAAGAUCUAGAAGCAACGAAAGAAUAAACAAAUUGAGAAUAAAAACGACAGACGCAGCUUGAGCGAUGCUGUGAAGAUAAUACUUGUAGGAAACAAUAGAACUGUAAUCUAGCUACUGAAUUUAACCAUUAUUGCCUAGACAUUUUGGAAUUCCGUGGUUGAAUUUCCAGAAUUAUUUAAACAAAAAGAAGUGAAGAAAUAGACAAAUAAAACGAUUUAGAAGAAGUCAUUGAACGGAAUAAGAGUAGGAAAAUUAUAAUGGGACAGCAGUGCUGAAUGAAAAAUUUGGUACUGCUACUAGUCUGGAGCGUUUUACCGAGUUUCAUCCAGUUGACGAAAUAUUUACGAGUCCCUCAACAGCUCAGCCCGUAGUAUUCGUAAUUCAUAACGUAAACCAAUGGCUAAAGCACGAGUUGAUGUUUUUUUUUCGUUAAUUUCCACGCCCUCACCAUUGUCAUCGUAGCGAUUCCGCAAUUCUGUGAGGCUUCAAAGCCGUUAUGCGUAAAUUUUGUUUUCUUUCUGUGUGUACAUUGAGACGAUAAUGCAUGACCGAUGGUUUAUCUAUCGUUAUGAUGAAUGAAUGAGUGUGUGACAUGUAAUUUAUAUAAACAAUUUUAAGGAAGUCGUAAUAAAGAAAAAGUCCCAUGAA
Molecule: messenger RNA, 2538 nt
Organism: Diachasma alloeum
Lineage: Eukaryota; Metazoa; Arthropoda; Insecta; Hymenoptera; Braconidae
Gene: kdn
Product: probable citrate synthase 2, mitochondrial
Exons: 5
Coding region: 123-1517 (464 amino acids)
Biological process (GO): tricarboxylic acid cycle; carbohydrate metabolic process; citrate metabolic process
Cellular component (GO): mitochondrial matrix
Source: RefSeq, a predicted model, not a curated record